Fusarium vanettenii 77-13-4 is the source of this 1558-nucleotide messenger RNA. RefSeq lists its product as uncharacterized. The transcript has 3 exons. Gene Ontology annotation, biological process: proteolysis. Lineage: Eukaryota; Fungi; Ascomycota; Sordariomycetes; Hypocreales; Nectriaceae. Gene Ontology annotation, molecular function: aspartic-type endopeptidase activity. The record is from RefSeq and is a predicted model, not a curated record. Gene Ontology annotation, cellular component: fungal-type vacuole. The coding region runs from base 184 to 1374 and encodes 396 amino acids.
UUACCUCUCCGCUUCCACUGCUUCAUAACCAACCAUCUUAUCUCUCCAUCUGCAUCCCCAUUCUCAUUCAUCACCAUCGAGCUCGCCAUCGAACCCGCCGUCGGAUUGUCGUCGAGUUCUACAGCUCCAUCCUCUUAGUACCUCUAUCGUACUCUUGGUCGCAUCCUCGACCGAUUGCCUAUCAUGAAGAGCGCUCUUCUUGCCGCCGCCGCGCUUCUGGGCUCCGCCCAGGCCGGUGUUCACAAGAUGAAGAUCCAGAAGGUUCCUCUGGCUGAGCAGCUGGCUACCACCUCGAUCGAGACUCACAUCCAGAACCUCGGUCAGAAGUACCUGGGCUCUGCCCGCCCCAAGAACCAGGCCGACUAUGCCUUCAGCACCGAAGCUAUCAACGUCGAGGGCGGCCACCCCGUUCCCAUCUCCAACUUCAUGAACGCCCAGUACUUCUCCGAGAUCACCAUCGGUAACCCUCCCCAGAGCUUCAAGGUCGUCCUCGACACCGGCAGCUCCAACCUCUGGGUUCCUUCCCAGGAGUGUGGCAGCAUCGCCUGCUACCUUCACUCUAAGUACGACUCCUCUGCCUCGUCCACCUACAAGCAGAACGGCAGUGAAUUCGAGAUCCACUACGGAUCCGGUAGCCUGUCGGGUUUCAUCUCCAACGAUGAUGUCUCUAUCGGUGACCUCAAGAUCAAGGGCCAGGACUUUGCCGAGGCUACCAAGGAGCCCGGUCUGGCUUUCGCCUUCGGUCGCUUCGAUGGUAUCCUGGGUCUGGGCUAUGACACCAUCUCUGUCAACCACAUCGUUCCCCCCUUCUACCAGAUGGUCAACCAGAAGCUCCUGGACGACCCCGUCUUUGCCUUCUACCUGGCUGACCAGGAGGGCGAGAGCGAGGUUGUCUUUGGUGGUGUUGACAAGUCCCACUACGAGGGCGAUAUUGAGUACAUUCCUCUCCGCCGCAAGGCUUACUGGGAGGUCGACCUCGACGCCAUUGCUCUCGGCGACGAGGUUGCUGAGCAGGAGAACACUGGUGCCAUUCUUGACACCGGUACCUCCCUGAACGUCCUCCCCAGCGCUCUGGCUGAGCUCCUGAACAAGGAGAUUGGUGCCAAGAAGGGCUACAACGGCCAGUACACUGUUGAGUGCGACAAGCGCCAGACCCUUCCCGAUAUUACCUUCACCCUCGCCGGAUCCAACUACAGCCUCCCCGCCACCGACUACAUCCUUGAGGUCUCUGGCAGCUGCAUCUCUACCUUCCAGGGCAUGGACUUCCCCGAGCCUGUGGGUCCCCUUGUUAUUCUUGGUGAUGCUUUCCUCCGACGGUACUACUCUGUCUACGACCUCGGCAAGAAUGCCGUUGGUCUGGCCCGCUCCAAGUAAGCGACGAUUAUUUAUGGAUGAAUUAUCAGAUAGCGCAUGAGUAUGUAUCACGGACUUGGUUUUGCUUAAGACUGGGAUGGAUCGCUUUGAUUAUUACAGCAGACAUGAGGAGCAGAGUAUGAGAUGGUGCAAAUGUCUCAUCACGAUGCUCAGUAAUAUGAACAUGUUUAUUUUUGACCUGACG